UUAUGUCAGCACUCAGAACGAUCAUUUUCCCCGUCAAAACCGUUCGACACCCCCGCUGCACACGUGGAAGUCAAAGCGUCGGGCAUCGGAACUUUCCUCCUGCCGGCGAAGAUGCAGCAGCCCAACUACCCACCGCGUGGUUACGGCGGCCAGGCUCCUCCCCAGCAGCAGCAGCAGGCGCCUCGCAGUGGCGGCGGAUAUGCGCCUCCCAAUCCUGCAUACGGCAACGUGCAGUACAAUCAGCAGCAGCAUCCCAUGUCACAGCCCACUGGAAGCCUCCCUGGCCGCGGCUUCCCUGGCGUUCAGCAGCCUCAAGCUCCCCACUCAGGUCUCGGAGGUCGUCCGGGCUUCCCUGGCCAGGUGCAGCAGGUGCCGGCCCCUGGCUCUCAAGGUUCUUUCCGGCCUGGCCAACAACUUGGCGGACCGCCAGCUCCGGGUUCCCAAGGCUCAUUCCGACCUGGCCAGCAACUUGGCGGCCCGCCUGCUCCAGGUUCCCAGGGCUCUUUCAGGCCUGGCCAGCAGCUUGGCCAACCGGGCCCUUCAGGCCCGCCAUCUAAUGGAGCAAACAGUGGCGUACCACAGGUGAACCGCGGACCGCCCGGCGCGGCGACACCAGGACGCAGUGCGUACCCUGGCCAGGGCUCGCCCGCGCCCGGAUCGUUCCAGAAUGCGACGCCUGCACCAGGACCAGGAUCUUUCCAGUCGGGACCUCCUGGCCCGCAGGGGCCACCGAGACAGCAAUUCCAGCAAGGCCCUCCCGGUCCAGGACAGCAGUUUAACAACGCUCCACCUCCACAGGGCGGCCGGCCAGGCCCUCCUCCUCCACAGUUUGGUGGCCAGAUGCAGGGCCCGCCUCCACCGCAGUUUAAUGGACAACAGGGACCACCUCAGGGAGGAGCUGCACCAUAUCUUCAGCCGAACCGAAAUGCUGGACCGUACCCAGGGCCCCCUGGGCCAGGAGGCGCUACACCACCCUACGGUGCACCUGGCGCUCCAGGUGCUUAUGGCCAGCCCCAACAAGGAGGAUAUCCUCAACAGCAGCAACCGCAGGCUUCUCAAGCCCCGAAGCAGCGUAUUGACCCGACCCAGAUCCCUCGUCCUGUUGUCUCGGCCGAGCGUGUGCAGUAUGUUGCGCGUGGCCACACAGUAACUAUGCCACCACCUGCUUCGAGCGACUAUGUGUGUGUGGAUGAAGGCUGUUGCAACCCGCGCUUCAUUCGGCCGACGCUGAAUCACGUUCCCGCUAACAAAGAACUGCUGAAACAAUGUGGACUGCCGCUGGCCGCAGUUAUCUGCCCACUUGCGGAUCUCCAAGAAGACGAACUACCGAUUCCGCUGGUGGACUUUGGACCUAAUGGCCCGUUGAGAUGUACACGCUGCGCUGCGUACGUGAACUCGUUUACCAAGUUUAUUCAGGGUGGACGAAAGUUCGUAUGCAACAUUUGUCAGCUCAACAACGAGACUCCGCGAGACUACUACUGCAGUGUGGAUCAGUAUGGCAAGCGCCGUGAUAUCCAGGAGCGUGCAGAGCUGUCACGUGGCUCAGUGGAGUAUGUUGUGCCUGCUGCCUACACGAUCCGUCCGCCGCAAGAGCCCAUUCUCGUAUUUGUGCUCGACGUGUCGCUCUUUUCGUUCCAGACGGGACUCGCUACAAAUGCCUUGCAGUCGAUUCAGUAUCUGCUCCCGUCGAUGGCCCAGAAUAAGCGCAAGAAGAUUGGUAUCGUGACGUUCGACACUGCCGUGCACUACUACCGAAUGGACAACGGCUCAUCGUCUAUCUCGAUGAGUAUUUGCCCCGAUAUUGAUGAUCCUGUGGCCCCGUUACCUCCUAGUAGCUGGCUGGUCUCCAUGGACGACCCUGCUGCUUCUGAUAAGAUCACCGAGCUGUCAGAAGUUAUCACGCGCUCGUUUGAGACCACUACAAAGAACCAGGCCGUGUCAGGUGCUGCGCUAUGGAGUGUAGCUGACGCUCUGUCCGUGUCAGGAGGACGAGUAGUGCUGCUUCAUGCUGGAGCUCCGCGCAUGGGCAUUGGCAGAGUGAAACGCGAGGAAGUUAGUGGCGCUUACGGUACCACGAAGGAGGUGGAUCUGUACACCCCUGAGGACAACAACGCGUACGAGACUUUGGCUCGACAGUGCGCUGAGCACCACAUUUCUCUGGAUGUGUUUUCGGUUGCCAACACAUUCGCAUCUCUGGCUGAUGUGGGUCGCGUGUGCGAAUUGACUGGUGGUCGUGUGCAGUACAUGCCUCAGUUCGAGAAGGAGCAGUCAAGUAAUCGUCAUCAUCUUACCAGUAUGCUGCAGCGACUUGUGGAUCGUGACUGUGGCUAUGAGGCAGUGCUUAAGGUGCGCUGUAGCGCUGGACUGCGUGUGGAGCACUCGUACGGUAACUUUUUCAAUGCGCGCGGCAACGCCUUUACGACAGAUGAGAUGGAGUUUGCUGUGAUCGACCAGGACCGUUCAAUGUGCGUAACAUUCGCGUACGAUGAGCCUCUUGCUGAGGGUACAGACGCAUACAUCCAAGCGGCUCUACUGUAUACGCGUAGUGAUGGUUUGCGUUGUGUGCGUGUACACAACUUGGCACUGCAAGUGGAGCCGUUGUUAUCGAAUGUGUUCCGCUUCGCUGAUCUGGACGCAACGUGCUCAGUGUGGCAACGCUCGGCAGCACGUCAGUUCGUGGACAAGCAGCUCAUGCGUGCGACUCCUAUGGCCGUCAAGGAGUCGCUGGUUGACCAGUGUGUGACCGUGUUGUUCAACUAUCGCAAAUUUUGUGCUUCGUCUUCAUCUUCUGGCCAACUUAUUCUACCGGAGUCUCUCAAGUUGCUGCCUCUGUACACACUGGCGACGCUCAAGAGUCGUGCAUUGCGUGGAAAUCUGGUGGGCAACCCUCCGCGUGGCUUUAUCGAUGUGCGUGCGGACGAGCGCGUUAUGAUGAUGGGACUGCUUAACAGUCUACCGGUAGAGUUCUGCGUAUCGGCCGUUUACCCGAAGCUGUACAGUGUCCACGACCUGGCCGAUGAUUGCUGCACAUUGGACGAAGAUGGCAAGUUCAUUCUGCCCCCUCAACUCCCGCCGACUGCUGAAAAGCUGGAUGAAGAAGGAAUUUUCCUGUUGCACUCAGCCAUGUGCUGCUACAUUUACAUUGGCCCCAAGGCCUCGCCAGAGUUGCUGCUUGAUCUCUUUGGCGUGGACCACGCUGACACCGCAGAGCAGACUCUUACCUUGUUUGAAACACUCGACUCUGAGCCGCCCGAGGGCGACGGGAUGAGUGCUCGAGAGCGACUGCGCUCGCUGGUGGAGUACUUGAACUCGACGAUCCCAAUCUCUCAGCCGCUGGAGAUCUUGACCAAGAAUGACUGGCGCGCCAACCGCUUCAUGAGUGCGCUUGUAGAGGACCGCACACGCAAUGAUGUCUCGUACGUUGAGUUUUUGGUCCAGGUGCACAAGAAGAUUCAGUACAAGUUCCACUAGACCUACAGAACAGAAACAGGUAAGAGGGUGAUUGCAAUGCGAUGGAAGCGACUCGACUCUUGCUUGCUGGUCAUCAAUACAGUGCGUUUUUGUCAGCAUUAGCAAGUUCAUUUGGUCAGUACAAACUACAGUAGGAGCGGUAUCCACGAGAACCUCUGAAGUCUUAAAUCCACGGCGUCCAUCCUUCGUACAUGACGCAGAGGUUGUCUGUCUUGGUGGCUUCAUCAAUGAGCCAUGAUGCUUGUUGCUCCACUGUCAAAACUGGUGGUGCACCUGUUAUUUCCGUGCCGGUGCCUGACAGUUUUUCCUCGAUGCGCUUGAGGACUUGCAGGCCGUAUUGACUCUUCUCCUCAACACUUCGAGGACUGCUCGCACAAGUGUCAUGCGAGCUGUUGUCGUUGCUGACGUCCAUCCCAGCGCUAUCUCCUGACUCCAAUGCAGCAGAAUCCUCUGCGGCACCAUUCUGUUCUUCAACAUCAGCUUCAUCUGGCAUGGAGAUGACUCCGCUCGCUCGGCUGUCGUCUUCUAUGUUGCUUGAAAGGCGAUCAGCCAUUUCAGUGGCUUCGAAGAACUGCUUCACACAUCCGCGCACAAGGUCUCGAGCCGCAAUAAGAAGCGAGAUCGAUGAGUCUCCAGCAUCUGCAACUGACGACUCACUCUUGACUACUCGCAGUGCCUCGACAAGAUCAAGUAGUAGCUGAAGCAACAAGUAAGCUCGUGACGACUCCUGGACGUCACCAGCACAUUGGUCACAGUCAAUUAAGAGUUGGUCCAUCUGAGUGUCAAAGUCGCGCAGCGCGCGGUCAAGUUGAAGGACUGCACCACGAAGAGAAGCACACAGGUCCCCGUGCUUUUCCAGCACCCCUUCCAGCUGCUGUAGAUGAUUGACGGAGCGAAUGCUACGAAGAAGAAUCUGUACAAGACGAUCGUUCUCCAUGAAGGAAAACCCUGCUACUGCAUUCGAAGUAGGGUGCUCAGGUGAGUCUCGCGAUUCAGUCUGCUGUUGGCGAUGACGCAUGCUCCCA
Phytophthora nicotianae INRA-310 is the source of this 4496-nucleotide messenger RNA. RefSeq lists its product as hypothetical. NCBI's taxonomy places the organism in Eukaryota, Oomycota, Peronosporomycetes, Peronosporales, Peronosporaceae. Gene Ontology annotation, biological process: COPII-coated vesicle cargo loading; endoplasmic reticulum to Golgi vesicle-mediated transport; intracellular protein transport. Gene Ontology annotation, molecular function: SNARE binding; zinc ion binding. Gene Ontology annotation, cellular component: COPII vesicle coat; endoplasmic reticulum exit site. The record is from RefSeq and is a predicted model, not a curated record. The transcript is spliced from 3 exons. The coding region runs from base 112 to 3471 and encodes 1119 amino acids.